Molecule: messenger RNA, 2633 nt
Organism: Cicer arietinum (chickpea)
Lineage: Eukaryota; Viridiplantae; Streptophyta; Magnoliopsida; Fabales; Fabaceae
Product: ubiquitin carboxyl-terminal hydrolase 25
Biological process (GO): protein deubiquitination
Cellular component (GO): nucleus; cytosol
Molecular function (GO): cysteine-type deubiquitinase activity
Source: RefSeq, a predicted model, not a curated record
UAAAAAUAACAGAGCAACAAAGAGAGGGAAAAUAAGAACCUGAAAGAACCUCCGAAGCUACCUCUCGCGCGCGAUGCGAUUGCGGUGGCGUUGGCGGCGUUCAGUAUUUUUGAGGUCCCCAUCAUCGACGGCACCGCCGUCCAAUGCAAGGGAGACUUCACCGUUUUGUUAUCGCCGUCGGCGUUGAUGGCUUUGCAGAUGACCUGGCAACCUAAUCUCCUCACUCACAAACGCAAAACCGCUCCUCCUUUAGGUCUUCGCAAUCUCGGCAACUCAUGUUACCUCAAUAGCGUUCUUCAGUGUCUCACUUUCACUCCUCCUCUCGCCAAUUUCUGUCUCCGUUCUCAACAUUCAUCUCUCUGUGAUUCUUCUGGUUCUUCUUGUCCGUUUUGCAUACUCGAAAAACAAAUUGCGCGUUUACACCGUUUGGAUCUUACUUCCGACGCUCCUUCUAAGAUCCAGAGCUGUAUUCGGAUCUUCGCUGAACACUUCCGUUGUGGUCGUCAAGAGGACGCUCACGAGUUUCUUAGAUACGUUAUUGACGCUUGUCAUAACUCGUGUCUUCGUUUGAAGAAGCUUAGAAGAAAAGGUGGCGGCGGCGGUGACGGUGGUGCUUCCGUUGUUAAGGAGAUUUUCGGUGGUGCUUUGCAGAGUCAGGUUAAGUGUUUAUGCUGCGGUUACGAGUCGAAUAAGGUUGAUGAGAUAAUGGAUAUUAGUCUCGAUGUUUUUCAUAGUAACUCGCUUAGGGAUUCGAUGCAGAAGUUUUUUCAACCUGAGGUUUUAGAUGGAAAUAAUAAGUACAAAUGUGAUGGUUGUAAGAAGUUGGUGGUGGCUAAGAAGCAAAUGUCAAUACUUCAAGCACCUAAUGUACUUGUGAUACAGCUCAAGAGAUUUGAGGGCAUAUUGGGUGGCAAGAUUGAUAAGGCUGUUGGAUUUGAAGAGGUUUUGGUGCUUUCUAGCUUCAUGUGCAAAGCAAGCCAGGAUCCACAACCAGAAUAUAAGCUCUUUGGUACUAUUGUGCAUUCAGGAUACUCCCCCGAAUCUGGUCACUAUUAUGCUUAUAUAAAGGAUGCAAUGGGUCGGUGGUAUUGCUGUGAUGAUUCUUGUGUAACAGUUGCAACCCUGCAAGAAGUUUUGUCAGAAAAAGUUUAUAUUCUUUUUUUCUCUCGAACUAACCAAAGAUCAUCAUCAGUUAGUAAUUCUCUUACAUCAAAUGGUGUAAAGCCCCAUCAUUCCAAUGGGAGCCAGGCAUCCGAAUGCCCCAAAGUUGAUGGGCAACUCAAAGCAGUGCAAGCAAAAUCAAAUACUGAGCAAUCUCCUUGGAAAGAUAUGCCGAGUGUAUCUAAGAUUGGUAAAGUGCCUUCCAGUUUGCGAGUGAAGUUUGACUUGAAUGGUAGUUCAAAUUCCAAAAGAAGUCCUGUUCCUGUUAGUGUCAAUGGGAAAGUUGAUGCGUUGAAGAAUCAGCCCUUACUAACAAAUGGGCAUGCAACAGAUUCAGUUUCUUUGGAAAAUAGUAAGAAAGAUCCUUCUUCAUCAUUACUCACCAGGAAUGGCUUUGACAAAAAUAAAGUUGAUGUUGCUAACAACUCAAAAAAGAAGGAGUCGACAGUAACAAAUGGAUACACUGAUAUUCGGACGGUUGAUAACCAUUCUGUAAAACCAGAUCCUCCAGAAGAUGUUGAUAAAAGCAAAGUAUUAACAGGUAGAGGGUCUGACAACUUUAAGCAUGAAAGUAAUGGUGUCGACAGCAAAUCUAAAAUAUUGGGGAAUAAGAGAAAAGUACAGGAAAGUCCAUGCGUUUUGCUCGCACAGGAUGGUCAGUCUAGUGCUAGAGUUCAAGAACUGAAGGACAUUCUUGGGAAAGAAGCAAAGUCAGUUUUGAGGUCAUGUGGGUGGACAGAUAUGGUCGAUGAUUACAUGCGUAUCAGAAAGAAAUUGCAUGAAAAAGAAGCCGAAAAUUUAACGAGUGAUGUAAAAAGGAAGUUAAUAGGAGAUGCCCGGAGUGCUUUCAUAUCGCGGGUUCCGGAGUCAUUGAGAAAGGAUCUGAUUGCACGUCUCCAAUCAUUUAGCAAAGAAAAAGUACAAUUUGAAGGACCUUGAUCACAAGCAUGUUGAUCUGUCCUGCUAGUGGAGGCCAGGUGUGUAUACUGUAAUACUAAUGAUUGUAGGAAUGGUGGUACCCAUACUGGAAUAUACUCAGAUUGGGUUUUGUCACAUACUGACUCUUUGAGCUAGUGCUUGCGAUAGUGGCAGGAAAUUGUGGGGACUGUAUCAUUCAAGUCUUCUCCGCAGUGGCUAUGUAAUGAUUUUCUAGAGUGCUCCAUGCAUAUUUGAUAUACGAGUUCAGAUUUCAUGUCUUGCCAUAUCUUCUCUUUCUCCAUGGUGGCAAUGAAGUUUUAUUGAAAUCUUUGAGGAGAGCAUACGGAAUUCUAUUCAAUUUGUACAAUCUGUUUUAGUCAUGUUACUGGAGCAAAAUCGUCUUUUGUUUUUUAUAAAGUUGCUCAACAAAUUUUGCAUCUUAGAUAUGAGGCUGUAUAUGGCUUAAGGAUACAUGCUACCGUCAUUAUGGUUGUAUGCUUCUUUAUAAAUUGAAAUAUUUUUAGCCCGUGAUAGAUUGAAGGAUUUUUCACUCA